Messenger RNA from Cyphellophora attinorum, 3381 nucleotides. Its product is annotated as Actin cytoskeleton-regulatory complex protein sla1. The coding region runs from base 1 to 3381 and encodes 1126 amino acids. NCBI's taxonomy places the organism in Eukaryota, Fungi, Ascomycota, Eurotiomycetes, Chaetothyriales, Cyphellophoraceae. The transcript has 3 exons. Gene Ontology annotation, molecular function: protein-macromolecule adaptor activity; cytoskeletal protein binding; identical protein binding. Gene Ontology annotation, cellular component: nucleus. The record is from RefSeq and is a predicted model, not a curated record. Gene Ontology annotation, biological process: regulation of actin filament polymerization; actin cortical patch assembly.
AUGGGCUUUGUCGCAAUAUGUACAGCCCUCUACGACUACAAGCCGCAGGGUGCUGGCGAGCUCGAGAUCAAAGAAAAUGAGCUGCUCUACAUACUCGAGAAGAGCGCCGAUGAUGACUGGUGGAAGGCACGGAAGAAGGCCGAUGACGAGGAUGAGGAUGAGCCGGAAGGGCUGAUUCCUAACAACUAUGUUCAGGAAGCCACUCCGCAACAUACCGCAAGGGCGCUGUAUGACUAUGCGCGACAGACUGAUGAGGAGGUCUCAUUCUCAGAAGAUGCCGAAUUGGACGUCUUCGAUACCUCCGAUGAUGACUGGACUUUGGUUGGCGUAAAUGGAGAGUUCGGCUUCGCACCAGCCAACUACAUCGAGCUCGGCGGCGCACCUGCGCCCAAAUCGCCCUCGGUCGCCUCGAAUCGGCAAAGUGCCUACGACGCCGCGCCCCCAAUCCUCGCAGGCCAUUCCGCACCUCCGGCAGCUUCCAGGGCUGUUCCUUCAGCCCCAGCACCUCAACAAGAGCCUACACCAGAUCCGUCAGACGAGGAAGAGAACCGUCCGCCGCUGCCAGGUCGGCCACAGUCACAAGCUCUUCCCAGUCCGGUCCACAUACCAUCACCCACCUAUGCCCGGGAUGAACCGCCUGGCGUCCUGCCAUCUCCGCCGUACAACAGGGCAGGCUCAUUUCCGAACAUCGACGAGCAACCAUACUCUCCAGGUGGCUAUCAUCUCUAUAACAUUAACGAAAUGGUCUCUGCUAUGGGCAGGAGGAAAAAGAUGCCAACCACGCUAGGCCUUAAUAUCGCUACGGGAACCAUCAUGAUAUCUCCAGAGAAAUCAAGAGACGGACCGUCGCAGGAAUGGACCGCCGAUAAGCUCAGCCAUUACUCUAUUGAAGGAAAGCACGUCUUUUUGGAGCUGGUUCGUCCUAGCAAGAGUCUUGAUCUGCAUGCGGGCGCGAAAGAUACCGCACAAGAGAUCGUUGCAACACUGGGCGAGAUCGCUGGCAGAGCAAAGGGCGAAGGUCUUAAAGAGAUCAUUGCAGCGGCUUCUGGUGGCUCACUACAGAAGAAGGGCAAAGUCAUGCAUGACUUCAUGGCCCAGGAUGAUGAUGAGGUGACCGUAGCCGUGGACGAUGAGGUCGUCAUCCUAGACGAUACGAAGUCCGAAGACUGGUGGAAUGUUCGAAGGCUGAAGAACGGCAAAGAGGGAGUCAUGCCCAGCAGCUAUAUCGAAGUUACUGGGACCGUCGCAGUCGAGCCUCCGUCGCGAAGUGGUGCGAACGCUGGACGAUCAAUGGUAGAACAGAACAGGCUGGAGGAAGAAAGGCUUGCACGAGAGGCCGCACGCGCUGAGCGUGCUCGUCGAGAUGCCGAAGAGGCGAGAGCACGAUCGGAGAUCCCGCAGAGAGGCUCCAGUUUGGCUGAGGAAGACAGCAAAAGGUCACGGAGGGACAAGCGCGGAAGCAAGAGCGAAGGGAAGUCGAGAUCGAAACCCGACACAAACAAGGUUCGAACCUGGACUGAUCAUUCCGGGUCAUUCAAGGUCGAAGCACAGUUCAUUGGCGUCGCUGACGGCAAGAUCCACCUGCACAAGGUCAAUGGCGUCAAGAUCGCGGUCCCAGUCUCGAAAAUGUCGCCAGCAGAUCUUGCGUAUGUCGAAAAGGUAACGCACGAGUCGAUCGAAGAUAACAUGCCUGUGGCUGAUCUGAUAAAGAUGAAACGCAAAAGUCAAGGCGCUGGUGGGCAAAGCGGCGCCUCGAUCGAGCCCAAGCAGUCUGACUACGAUUGGUUUGACUUCUUCCUGAAAGCAGGUGUCAAUCCGCAUACCUGUGAACGAUACGCCCAGGCAAUGACUCGUGACUCAAUGGACGAAAGCGUGCUACCAGAGAUUACGCAAGAGACUCUCCGAACGCUUGGCCUGAAGGAAGGGGAUACUCUCAAGGUGAUGAAAUACCUGAAUGAGAAGUAUGGUCGAAACAAGGCUGCUCCUGUCAAUGGCGAAGGUGGUCUAUUUAGUGGACCUGGCGGAGCUCUAAAGGAUAACAGCGGUCGCUCCCGGCCUGAUGCAAAUCGGUCGACGAGUGACAAAGUCGAUGCAGCUGCGUUCAGCCAAGAGAAGGACAAGGCGCCGUCAUCUGAUGCCAAGGAAACGCCUCUGGCAAAGGCUCCCGCUCGAGAAGCCAGGAAUGGCUUCGAUGACGAUGCUUGGACGCCGAAGCCAUCGCAGCAGCCGGCGUCGCCUCCACGCCAGACAGUCGCAUCUCCGCCGCCGAGAGCGCCAUCUGCUGGGAUGGCUGAUCUGUCUCUGCUCGACAAAGUAACGCUUGAACCGCUCGAGCCAACCAGAAGAGAGCCGCAGCCACAAGUUGCACCAGCACCAGCAGCUCCACCACAGCCACAGAUGCAGGCACCUCCUCCAGCUGCUCCGCAGCAGCCUCAACAGACUGGCGCCACGCCUUCCUUCUUCGCCCAAGUCGGACAGCAAGCAAACGCUGGCAGACAACGGCCAGCACCACCUCAGCAACAGUUUACAGGAUCUGCUUUACUGCCACCACCACAAAGGCCACUUUCGGCUCCGCAAAAUCAACAGCAAGGCUUCGGUGUCCAGCCAUUAGCGCCACAACUUACUGGGUUCGCUACGAGGCAAGCACCGUACGGCCAAAGCCUUGACGAGCUCCAAGCUCAACGCCUCCAACAGCAGCAGUUCCAGCAAAUGCAGCUGCAACCACAACAGACUGGCUUUCCAGGUCAGUUCGGCCCAAUGCCGAAUGGAAUGAUGCAACAACCUACCGGCUUCCAGCCGCAGCAAUUCCAGCAACCAUAUCUCAAUGGCAAUGCUGCUGGUAGUCCGUUCGCCGAUUCGAACCAGUUUCAAGUGCAGCCUCAACCAACAGGCUACCCGACGCAGAUGCGUCCUGCAACAGGCAUCAACUCGAUGCUUCCACCAGCGUUGCAGCCACAGCCAACCGGGUUCAAUCAACAGCCGCCUCAACAGCCCAACGGCAUCAACCAGUUCCAGCCACAGCAACAGCCUUUCCAGCAGCAACAAUCGCACGGCAUGCAGCCACAGAUGACCGGCUUCCCCCAACAGCUCCAAGCUCAGCCUACCGGAUUCGGUCAGCCACCACAUCUUCAACCUCAGCCCACUGGCUUUGGUCAGCCACCACAGCAGAACGGCUUCGGGCAGCCACCGCCCACAAGCUUCUCACCGCCAACCCUCCCACCAAUGCCGCAAAUAUCGACUCCUGCCCCAUUAGUGGCACAAAAGACCGGUCCUGCACCGGAUGUUAAGUUCGGAAGCCAGCCGAGGAAGCUCACGCCACAGCCGACUGGGCGGAGGGCGAACCUGAGCUCUGCUACUCCCUCGAAUCCUUUUGGGUUCUGA